AUAAGUUGGAACCAAGUCCAAGAAAAAAUGCACUGGUCGUUGCUUCUGUUACUUGGAGGUGGCUACGCCAUUUCCAAGGCAGCUACGGUGUCCGGGUUGUCCAGAUGGUUGGGUGACCAGCUGAUAUUCUUCCAGUCACUCAACCAGUGGGUUGUCCUGCUUGCCGUCUCCUACGUCGUGUGUUUUGCCACUGAGGUCACCAGCAACAUCACCAUCGCUAAUUUAUUGAUGCCCAUACUUUUACAAAUGUCUGUUAUCCUCCGGAUGAAUCCUCUAUUUUUCAUGUUUCCUGCUACCAUUGCUACGUCAUUCGCCUUCAUGUUGCCAGUGGCAACCCCACCCAACGCCAUUGUCAUCGCUAGUGGGUCUGUCCGUGUUAUAGACAUGGUGACCAGCGGUUUGUUCCUCAACAUUAUUUGUGUGCCGAUUCUUGUUUUCGCUACUUUCACGUGGGGCAACGCCUUCUUCCAGUUUGACCAAGUUCCAGAAGAAUUUUUAAGAAACGUCACACUCUCUACUGAUUCCCAUUAAGAGCCAAAGUAUUUAUUUAAAUGAUUUUCCCAUUACCUACUAAAAACUCUGCAAAUUAUCAUACACUUUGGGUGUGUAUGGAAAAAGUUCUAGUAUACUUCUGUACUCGUUAAAUGUAUUUUAAUAACGAAUAUUAGUAUUGUUAAGCUUAAUGAAUCAAAAAGGUUUCCUCGGCUUCAUAAACGUAAAGUCUAUUUCUGUUUAUUUUGUCGCUCGACUACCAAAGGGUUCAAUUUUUAUUUGGUGUCGUCCAUAAAUGACGUUACACUCUAGUGGUUUGGACUCGUGUGAAAUGUGAGACUAGUGGAGGAGUAUUUUAGAAAGUGUGACGACAAACUUUAGCAAUGACAUAAGAAAUUGAAUAGAACUGUUACUUCACGUUGGUAAAAGAGUUUUUGUGUAAAUUUCAAUAAAAAUUAAUCAAUCUAGGCUGACACUCAGCUGUCUAAAUAUUUUAGAAAAAGUAUGUUUGUAUUUUUAAAUACAGUAUUGAAAGAGGUGGUAG
Molecule: messenger RNA, 1036 nt
Organism: Physella acuta
Lineage: Eukaryota; Metazoa; Mollusca; Gastropoda; Physidae
Product: solute carrier family 13 member 2
Biological process (GO): transmembrane transport; citrate transport; succinate transport
Cellular component (GO): plasma membrane
Molecular function (GO): citrate transmembrane transporter activity; succinate transmembrane transporter activity
Source: RefSeq, a predicted model, not a curated record